AGAUUGUGCAAAAAUACAAAAAAGGGCUUUUGCUGCAAUUCUCAUCUCUUACCACCAUCGCUUCCUUGCAAGAAAUUGAACAUCAUUCGAAGGAAUAUGAAUUCUACCUAUUUGCCAGCAUUUGAUCGUUUGAACUUAAAUGAUCAGGAAACACAAGGCAAUGCAACGCUCGCAGAUCUUCAAAAAUGCGUCCAGUCAUUGUUCUUGGAUGCAUUCGCAUCUGCUACGUUGCAAUCUGCCAAACAACAAUUGAACCACUUUCGUAUGGCGAUCCUUGGACCUGAUCGAAUCAUUGGCUUGAUCGAGAAUGGCUAUACGCAUGAACAAAUUGGAACGUUCAUUGCCAAAAAACACGAUCUUCAAGAAGUUUUUCGAAGCGUUGAAGGUGAAAUACGUGAUUUGGCUUUAGGCGUAAGUGUGAUCUUGGUUGGAUCACAAAUGCAAAAGACAGCAAGUGAACUUGAUACUCCUACUCUGAGUGCAACGAUUGCACGUUUACAACAAUUACAACAAAUCAAACAAAACGAAAUGGAAAGUAUGCAUAUAUCCGAAUUUGGCGUGAUUGAUUAUCAAGAAGUGUAUUCGUACGUUGAGAGCGAGAUCAAGAAUGGUAAUUUGACAGGCGAUCCUGUUUGGGUUGAAAAGGCUCGAUCAAAGGUCACAAAACGAAAAGUAGGGUGGAUGGUCUUGCUGCACGAAGCUCUCAAUGCAUUGGCAACAUCAUACGAUGAUGCAGCUUUGAGUAUGGAUUGGAGUGAAACCAUAUUGCACGAUACGCUCAUCUUGUCGAAAAUAAGACCGGAAGUGUUGUACAAGCUCAUAAUAAAGAAUUAUAAUCGCGAUCUUUCACGUAUCCUCUUUGCACCUUUGCGUGAAGGACAACAAGAAGCAUUCAGCUCGACAGAAGUGGAUCAGAUCACUCAGAUUGGCGUUCAAUUGCGUACACGGGUUGUGGAUGAGAUCUCAAUGCAUGCAUACGAGGCUUUACAGGCAAAAGAGUUUGAAAAAGCUCAAACUCUCUAUCUUGAAGCGUUCGAAGCAGGAGCGAAUAACCCACGCGAUUUGAUCAAUCGAGCAGUUGCAUUGUCUGCUUUAGGUCGAUUUGAAGAUGCACAAACGGCAUGUACGAUUGCUUUGGGAUUGAUUGAUGCCGUUGGGAAUUGCGCAAAUCGAAGAUCAAGUCAAGAUGAAACUUCUCGAUCUCGAACAGGAAUGCAAGGUGAAGUGGAAUUGCUUGGUCAAUUGACAACUGCAGAAGAAGAACGCUGGCAUCAUUUGUGUACCACUCAACACCAAUCAUUGCGUACGCGAGCAUUCCGUGCUACUAAGCAAGAACUUGACAGUCUUCGUUGGAGAGCGUAUGUUCGUCGUGGUCGUGCUUACAAGCAAAUCUUGCAAAAGCUUGGUGGCAUUCAUGGCAGUAUUCCGCACGAAGAUGUACGAGAAGAGUCACAAGACGAAGACGGUGCUAACCACAUUGAUGAAGAAGACUUAGCCAGAAGACGUGGUGAAGCUUUGCUUUACGCUCGAUCAGAUUUCGGUAAUGCUAUAAUGCUGGACCCAUUGCAAAACAUUCCAAGAAAAGAAUUAAUCGAACUUACGAUUGAUCCAUUGCAAAGACGUUUUUCGCAAGACGGACAACGAUUCUCUUUGGCUAGUAUUCAUUCUGUCGCUAUGCAACGUAGAAGUAUUUCUCUGUAAAAGUAUCACAAACCCACCCACCCAAAAGCAUUCUUACAGCUUUCCUUUCCAGAACGGCUCAGAAGCACAUAUUAUACCCCGUCCCU
This is a messenger RNA of Meira miltonrushii, 1787 nucleotides long. RefSeq lists its product as uncharacterized. Lineage: Eukaryota; Fungi; Basidiomycota; Exobasidiomycetes; Exobasidiales; Brachybasidiaceae. The coding region runs from base 97 to 1701 and encodes 534 amino acids. The transcript has a single exon. Gene Ontology annotation, molecular function: protein binding. The record is from RefSeq and is a predicted model, not a curated record.